Gastrolobium bilobum is the source of this 1098-nucleotide messenger RNA. RefSeq names its product probable glutathione S-transferase. Gene Ontology annotation, biological process: glutathione metabolic process. The record is from RefSeq and is a predicted model, not a curated record. Gene Ontology annotation, molecular function: glutathione transferase activity. Lineage: Eukaryota; Viridiplantae; Streptophyta; Magnoliopsida; Fabales; Fabaceae. The transcript has 2 exons. Gene Ontology annotation, cellular component: cytoplasm. Bases 110 to 772 code for a protein of 220 amino acids.
GCAAAUAUCCCUUAGCAAUUAUUUCUCUUCAACUAGACCAGAGCAAAAGUGUGUUUUAUAUACUCUUUUGUUCACUUCACUUUCUGAGUUCAAUUGCUGUCUCAGUCAAAUGGGGGAUGAGACCAAGGUGGUUUUGUUGGGUUCAGGGUUCAGUAUGUUUGGGAUGAGAGCUAUGAUAGCUUUGGCAGAGAAAAGAAUUGAAUAUGAGUACAUGGACCAAGAUCUUACCAACAAGAGCCCUUUGCUUCUGGAAAUGAACUCAAUUCACAAGAAGAUCCCAGUUCUCAUACAUCAUGGGAGACCCAUCUGUGAGUCCCUCAUAAUUGUUGAGUAUAUUGAUAUGGUUUGGAAGAACAGUGCUCCAUUGCUUCCCACUGAUCCCUAUCAAAGAGCACAAGCCAGGUUCUGGGCUGAUUUUGUAGACCGCAAGGUGUAUCAUGAUUCAAGGAGAAUAUGGACUUCAAAGGGAGAUGAACAAGAGGUGGCAAAGAAAGGCUUCCUAGAGAGCUUAAAGCAAUUGGAGGAGGUUCUUGGAGACAUGCCUUAUUUUGGGGGUGACACCUUUGGGUUUGUUGAUAUUGCUCUCAUCCCUUUCUAUUGCUGGUUUUAUACGUACGAGACCUUUGGCAACUUCAAAGUGGAGGCAGAGUGUCCAAAACUUAUCUCAUGGGCUCAGAGAUGCACGAAGAAGGAGAGUGUAUCUAAAACACUGGCAGAUGAGAAGGAGGUUUAUGAGUCUGUUUUGGAUUACAAGAAGAAAUUUAUGGACUAAAGGGCAUAGAAAACGCAUGUUUCUAAGCACAGCGUAUUUGCAUCAGUUAAGCGAGUCACAAGUGCAUUUGCAUGAUAUCAUAUUGAUCACAUAUAGUUUGGGUUAGUGCUAACAAUUACCAUUGGACACUGAGGCUUGUGAACAACAAGAAUUAACUACAUGGUUCUAGCCUUGUAAGCGUCGUGUUUUUUAUCACACAAAUUCCUGUUGUGGCUUCACGACUUGUAAAUUUCCAACAUGAAGACUUCAUAGCCUUUGUGGCUUUGUGCACAUAGCUUUCUUGUCCAAUAUACUUCUUGUUAUGCCUAUAAUAUGGUUUUAUAUAA